AGAUGUCAUGUGGUUAUAUUGCCCUAAAAAGAUAACCCAUGUCUGAAAAGCUGACGUAGCAGUUCGUCCUUCGCACUAUGAGACAGCUGUUGUUACUUCUCUUGGACAUAUCAAGUACGUUCGCCGUGCUGAAAUUUGCGUCAUACUAUGCUGACCACAUGGUUCUUCAAAGAGGGCCCCAGAGGGCGAUAGUCUGGGGCCAUGCUGCAACAAUUGGAGACGAGGUUACAGUCACUAUCAGUGGUCAAGAAGAGGUCAAGGUCAAGGUUGUGAAGGACCCUAAUGGAAAUGAAGGAUUAUGGAAGGCUAAACUGCCAGCUGUCACUGACCCUGGUCCCUUCACCUUGACAGCGUCCUCGUCAGAAGGGGACUUAACUCUAACUGACGUCAUGUUUGGUGACGUAUGGGUGUGCUCUGGACAAAGUAACAUGGUGUUUACAAUGAGUCAGAUCAUUAACUCAUCUGCGGAAAUCGCGGAAGCACUGAAGUUCAAGACUAUCAGAAUUUUCAAGACAUCACAGGUAGAAUCAACCACGCCUUUGGAAGACGUACAGAGCAUUGCCACUCAGUGGACUGAGCCAACUGAUGCCACCGUGUCGUCCUUCUCUGGUCUGUGUAUGCUGUUUGGGGAGUACCUGUAUCCUAACAGGAACUACCCCCUUGGGCUGAUAGACUCAGCAUGGGGUGGGACGCCCAUUGAAGCCUGGUCCUCUCCCGACGCCAUUGCCAAAUGUCCUACACACAACAAAAGAGCCCCUGGUGAUAAAUCAGUAUUGUGGAAUGCUAUGAUCAACCCGUUUCUCGACAUGACCAUAUUUGGUGCAUUAUGGUAUCAAGGGGAGUCAAAUGCUGGGAAUCCAGAUCUUUAUGAAUGUCAGUUUCCGGCCAUGAUAAAUGAUUGGAGAGAAAAAUUUCAUGCCAGCUCAGAACAGGAGACAAUCAGCCAGUUUCCGUUCGGAUUUGUCCAGCUCGCUCCAAAUGCCAAAUCGACGGAUGUGGGAACGUUCCCUGCGCUCAGGUGGUCUCAAACGGCAGAUGUUGGUUUUGUGCCCAACGACAAGAUGCCCAAAACAUUCAUGGCUGUAGCCAUUGAUCUCCCAGAUUAUGACUCUCCUUUUGGGACAAUCCAUCCACGGUAUAAGCAGGAUAUCGCCUCCCGCCUGGUGCUUGGGGCAAGGUCAGUGGCCUAUGGAGAGGAAGGGGUAAAGUUUCAGGGUCCUCUCCCUCAAACAUUCAGCCUUAACAACGUCAACAACAUCCUUAACGUGAACUACGGAGACGACAAUCCUAUAAAGGUUCUCAACAAUAACGGCUUUGAGGUGUGCUGUUCCAGCACGAGUUCAACUGAAUGCGUAGACUCAGAUGAGUGGGUGGCUGCACCAAUCACAGACCAGGACACAAACUCUGUAUCGGUGUCAGUGGCUGGCUGUGAGAGCAAGUCCACGGUUGGUCUCCGAUAUGAAUGGCGCACAAGUCCCUGUGAUCUCAGAGACUGUGCCAUAUAUGGAAGUGAUACAGAUUUGCCAGCUCCGCCAUACAUAACAACAAGAGGGUUUUAGACAAAAAUAAGCACAGCAACUAUUUGUAUCGACCAUCAUGAAUACAAGUGCUUACAUUA
Haliotis rubra (blacklip abalone) is the source of this 1618-nucleotide messenger RNA. Its product is annotated as sialate O-acetylesterase-like. The transcript has 9 exons. Gene Ontology annotation, molecular function: sialate O-acetylesterase activity. Gene Ontology annotation, biological process: carbohydrate metabolic process. The coding region runs from base 78 to 1559 and encodes 493 amino acids. Lineage: Eukaryota; Metazoa; Mollusca; Gastropoda; Lepetellida; Haliotidae. The record is from RefSeq and is a predicted model, not a curated record.